Molecule: messenger RNA, 797 nt
Organism: Vicugna pacos (alpaca)
Lineage: Eukaryota; Metazoa; Chordata; Mammalia; Artiodactyla; Camelidae
Source: RefSeq, a predicted model, not a curated record
CUGUCCCCUCCCUGGAAGGCUCAUAAUCUCCUAGCAUGUCAGCCUCCUCUCUUCAGAAGUGAUUAAGGGGCCAGGCUCCAAAGAAGAUUAAAGGAACAAUCUGUGGGGUGCACUGGGCAGGGGUAAUCUACUCCAAGUUCAACCACCCUGCACUCUAAGAAUCAGCACCCAUGGCCCUUGUGCCAGGGAGCAGCGAGGAUGGGCCUUGGCCCAGAGAUAGCCCAGGCUCCUCUCAGCAUCCAGGUAGUCCUAGGGUGACCAACCGUCUCUGGAAGGAGAGAGGAGAAAUUGGCAGAGUUGAAGGUCACCAGGAUGUCCAGGUUGUCUCUCAAAAGACCCGCAUCCCCUCCAUUGUGGUGGAAGACUCUGAGGUGAGUGAAGAAAGUGGGGAGCUCCGGUGGCCACAUGAGGAGCUGCUGCUGCUCACUGAUGAUGAGGAAGAGGAGGCCGAGGUCUUCUUCCAGGACCAAAGCGAAGACGCAGGCUGGACUUGGAGUUCACUGGACCCUAGAUCUCCCUUAAGAACCCUUAACCCAGAACUCAGCUGGGGGCAGGAACAAGUAGAGCAAGACACCUCCUGGAUUCCAGAGGACACCGAGUGUCAGGAAGCCCCCAAUCCCUGUCCUCUCUGGGACCCAGCAUCAGGCUCCCGUGUCUGCAGAAGCUGCUUUGUGGAAUAUUCCCAUUUCCUGCCUCCCAGGAGCUUUGAGGGUAAGUACCACUUUGUCUCCCUCAAACAUUUCGGCUUGGUUUAGCCUUCUACCCAUCCUUUCACAAUCUUCCCCUUUUAUAAGUGA